Coregonus clupeaformis (lake whitefish) is the source of this 3835-nucleotide messenger RNA. RefSeq names its product bromodomain-containing protein 3. Gene Ontology annotation, biological process: chromatin remodeling; regulation of DNA-templated transcription. NCBI's taxonomy places the organism in Eukaryota, Metazoa, Chordata, Actinopteri, Salmoniformes, Salmonidae. The record is from RefSeq and is a predicted model, not a curated record. Gene Ontology annotation, cellular component: chromatin; nucleus. The transcript is spliced from 13 exons. Bases 338 to 2542 code for a protein of 734 amino acids.
UAUGUUAUUUUGUUCUGGUUUGUGUAAUUUGAAGGAAGGAUGCAUAUCGAAGUAUUUCUCAAAUACACUCAAUCUAGCUUGCUUUCUGAGUCAGCCUGCCCGCUCGGCGCCUUGAAACAAUGCAUACCUACAAAGCAGUUCGGAUUUGUUAGGCUAGUAGCUAACGCUACAUUUAUCAUAUGCGAAGUUUAAAUGGGCACGGACACUCAGGUCGUGAGAUGGGAUGUGUGUACUGCUGGAGGAAUAAGGAGCUGAAAGAGGAGCAAAGUAUCCAUUGAAAACACUAGACUCUCAGACGUUUUACAGAACAGGGAAGAAGUGCUCUCCUGUUGCCAGUAUGUCGGCUGUUCCUGCGGCAGUCCCGGCGCUUGUUAAUCCCCCGCCACCAGAGUUCACCAACCCCAACAAGCCUGGCAGGAAAACUAACCAACUACAGUACAUGCAGAAUGUUGUGGUGAAGACUCUAUGGAAACAUCAGUUUGCGUGGCCCUUUUACACGCCUGUGGAUGCCAUCAAAUUAUGUCUUGCUGACUAUCAUAAAGUUAUCAAGAGCCCAAUGGACAUGGGAACAAUAAAGAAGAGGCUAGAGAAUAACUACUACUGGAGCGCCAGCGAAUGCAUGCAGGACUUCAACACGAUGUUUACCAACUGUUACAUCUACAACAAGCCUACAGAUGACAUUGUGCUGAUGGCCCAAGCUCUGGAGAAAAUCUUCUUACAGAAAGUGGCCCAAAUGCCUCAGGAGGAGGUGGAGCUGCUACCACCGGCCCCCAAAGUCAAAGCUGCCCACAAACCAGGAGGGCAUGUUAGUGCAGGGGGCCAAGCACAGGCUGAGUCAACAGAUUCACCCCCAUCCACUUAUCCCAGCUCCCCUCCACCUGUUUGUCAGACUCCUGUCAUAGCAGCUAUGCCAGUGCCAACCAUCAUCUCUGUUACCCCUGUCCAAGCUGUGUCUCCCGCUGCCUCCAUGAUGGCUGUGGUUCCCACGGCACAGCCAGUCAUCAAAAAAAAGGGGGUGAAAAGGAAAGCAGACACAACAACUCCCACCACCUCAGCAAUCUCUGCCAGCAGAAGUGACUCCCCUACCCAGCUCCUGGAAUCCAAACAGGGGAAAGUCUCAUCCAGGCGGGAGAGCACGGUGCGGCCCGUCAAGCCCCCAAAGAAGGGCACAGAGGACGGAGAGGUGCCCCUGCUCGGUGGCAAGAAAGGCAAGCUCGGCGAGCAGCUCAAGCACUGCGAUGAUAUCCUGAAGGAGAUGCUCUCCAAGAAGCAUGCAGCCUACGCUUGGCCUUUCUACAAGCCUGUAGAUGCAGAGGCGCUAGAACUGCAUGACUACCAUGAGAUCAUCAAGCACCCCAUGGACCUCAGCACUGUCAAAAAAAAAAUUGACAGUCAAGAUUACCAAGAUGCCCAAAGCUUUGCGACAGACGUCCGGUUAAUGUUUUCAAAUUGCUACAAGUACAACCCCCCCGACCACGAGGUUGUAGCCAUGGCCAGGAAGCUCCAGGACGUGUUUGAGAUGCGAUUUGCCAAGAUGCCGGACGAGCCCAUCGAAGCCACCCAGCCCUCCACCACGCCGGUGGUAAGCAAGAGUACAGAGAGCAGUGAGAGCAGCGGCAACACCUCCAGCUCGGAGAGCUCGGACUCAGAGGAGGAGCGGGCCACGCGGCUCGCCGAAUUGCAGGAACAGGUGGGUUCGGAACAGCAAAUCACUGUGGAGCACCCCAAUGGUAACAGGGCGGGGAAAAAAAACGGGUGUGCCAAACGUUUUCAGCUGAAGGCCGUUCACGAACAGCUGGCUGUUCUGUCACAGGCCCCAGUAAGUAAACCAAAGAAAAAGGAGAAAAGGGAAAAAGAGAAGAAGAAAGACAAAGAGAAGGACAAGGGGAAGGCUGAUAAGGGGAAGGCUGAUGACGAGAAGAAACCCAAGUCUGCACCACAAGCCAAGCCAGCAAAUCAGAAGAAGGCUCCAGCCCGGAAACCAAACAGCACGGUGGUGGCUACCAGGCAACCGAAGAAAGGGUCCAAGGUGAUGGUGGCGAACAACGAGUCUGAAGAGGAGCCGUCCCUUCCCAUGUCGUACGACGAGAAGCGCCAGCUCAGCCUUGACAUCAACCGUCUUCCGGGUGAGAAGUUGGGCAGGGUGGUCCACAUCAUCCAGUCCCGGGAGCCGUCGCUGCGUGACUCCAAUCCGGACGAGAUAGAGAUAGACUUUGAGACACUCAAGCCGUCUACCCUCCGUGAGCUCGAACGAUACGUCAAGUCCUGUUUGCAGAAAAAGCAGCGGAAACUUUUACCGGGCAUGAAGGAAAAGAGUGCCAAGUCUAAGGAAGAACUGGUUCAGGAAAAGAAGAAAGAGUUAGAAAAGAGACUACGGGACGUGAGUGGACAACUGAACCACAACAAGAAACCGCCUGAAAAAGAGAAGUCAGGCUCGGCGCCAGCAGGGGGCGCCUCUCGGCUGAGCGGAAGCAGCAGCUCCUCUGACUCUGGCAGCAGCAGCUCCAGUGGCUCCAGCUCAGAAAGCAGUGACUCCGAUUGAUCAGAGAAAGACCCCCCAUACCCUGAGUCCCUCUCUCACCUUAGGUAAUUUACCCCCCUUUUUAGCUAGUAGAGUACUCUCUUUUUUUUCUUCCCCUGGAUGACUUUUAUAAGAUAAAGAAGACUUUCGAUGACUGAGGAUAUUGAUAAUGUUUUGUAUUUAGAAAUGUCUUUAGAGACAAAGUAGGAAACGUGUAAGAAGAUAUAGCUGACGGAACAUAGUCAGGGUUUGUUUUUGCUGGCCCUCAAAGGGAAAUGCCUGGUAUCACCAGAACAACAUGUUAGUUAUUUUAAUUGAAGAGAAAAAAGAUUUCUGCUUUACAUGGGUGCUCGUAGCUGAAUCUACUUUGAAAGACUGUUAUACAAGUAGGAAAUCUUUAAGAAACACUAAGAUUGAUUUUGGUUUGGACAACAUUGUCUCAAGGGACAAAUACGGUCUUUCUCUUCCUGGGAUGGCUGUUGCCUGUAGUUUGACCUUUGCCACCUCACAACAUUCCAUUCAUUUUUUUGGACUGUAUGGAUACAGCUAUAUUGAAGAAAUUAAGAUAAUUGUUAUUUUUAUGAUCAUACAUCUAAUUUCCAUUGACAAUGUCAAACAAAUGGUUACUGGUCAUCUAUCGCAAAGAAUUGGAAACUGUUUAUUUUUGUUAUCAAUCUUCCAUGCUCCAAUCAGUGUUUAAAUCUGUUAUGUCUCAAGGGUCUGUUAAAAUAUAGUUGUGGGUUAACACUAGACUGUGGUUGAAUAGUACAUUGACUUAAUCAUGGCCCUAUCUGUAUUUCCUGAGGAUAUUUUAUCUACACAUUUGUGGCAAAGUAAAGUUGCUAUUCGAACACCUUUUGCUGAUUGUCUAAUUAUCUUUUUUGUGUCUCAUAUUUUCUUAGCAGUGUUUGCUUUGAUAUUCUGCAUCACGUAUGUGGAGCAUAUACAAAUGAACUUUUUUGGUUUGAUACCUCCCAAAGUAAUGUAUUACUAGAUGUACUCAUACCUUUAACAUCUGCUUCUCAAAGAGUUCACCUGAUGAUUUGUCAGGUGAUUUCUUUUAUCAAGCAGUUGAGACUGGGUUUGGAGUUUCUAUGUUUUUCUCAAUUUUAUUCGAUAGUUCUUGACACUUCUAUUGUCACUGUCCUUUACAUGUAUCUCUAUGCAGCCAGUGUUUAAUGUUAAAUGAUCCCCUCCUAAGAUGUUUUAACACACAUCACAUACUCUUGUGGUUUGUUUCCUGACCUGUUUGUAUAUUUGGCAUGUGCCAUAUCUGACAACUUUCAUUAUUGAAUGAAAUAACUAUUUCCUUUG